Pangasianodon hypophthalmus (striped catfish) is the source of this 5632-nucleotide messenger RNA. It is a transcript of the gene grm3, whose product is annotated as glutamate receptor, metabotropic 3. NCBI's taxonomy places the organism in Eukaryota, Metazoa, Chordata, Actinopteri, Siluriformes, Pangasiidae. The transcript is spliced from 6 exons. The record is from RefSeq and is a predicted model, not a curated record. Bases 590 to 3250 code for a protein of 886 amino acids. Gene Ontology annotation, biological process: G protein-coupled glutamate receptor signaling pathway; regulation of synaptic transmission, glutamatergic. Gene Ontology annotation, molecular function: group II metabotropic glutamate receptor activity. Gene Ontology annotation, cellular component: membrane.
GUUAUUUUUAUUAUUCUUUAUGAGAAGGUUAGUAGCUACUUUGUAAUCUACAGUGCGGGAAUUCCAAAAACGAUGCUCUACAAUAAACAACAUACAAGGUAUAUUAGCAAAUCAGGGACUGGAUGAAUCGCAUGGAGAAUAUUACUUUUUUAUUCCUAGAAAAUCUGCUGUAGAUAAUAAUGGUUUCGAGUUGCAGUGUUAGUGAGGGAGUGAGGGCUGAAGUUGCAGAGGGAGUUGUAAGGCAGUUUGUAGUAGGCGAGCAUGAUGUCAGGAGAGUAAACUUUGCUCUGAUCGCCUCCAGCUCAAUUAGAGGAGCGCUGAUGUGGAUGCCCAUGCCAGUCGGGUGUGCGCUUAGGACAGUGAGGUGAGGCUGUAGCCUAUCCCUACGCUUACCUGCGAGAUAAACAGAUGCUGAUUGGACUUUUCAGCCUAACUUUAAGUCAGGUCCUAAGCUGACUCCUCAUUAGAGUAUCUUCAUGUGUGAUCAUACACCCUUCCCUGUGUCCAGUUCAUGGCUCUUCCGUGCCUCUGACACUCCCUCAUAAACCAUUAAACUGCUCGCCUGCUCUCGCUUUGUCUCUGUGUAACCAUGUCAUCUGCAGUUCGAGCCCUGUUGCUUGUGCUGCUAGGAGCCGGAGUCCUGCUGUCCAGUGGCGACUCUCCACGCCGAGAAAUUAAGAUAGACGGAGACCUGGUUCUGGGAGGCCUCUUUCCCAUACAUGAGAAGGGCCUGGGCAUGGAUGAGUGUGGGCGCAUCAAUGAGGACCGUGGCAUUCAGCGUUUAGAAGCUAUGCUCUUUGCAAUAGACCAGAUCAACCGAGAUGUUAGUCUGCUGCCCGGCGUCUCUCUGGGUGUCCACAUCCUGGACACGUGCUCCAGAGACACAUACGCACUAGAGCAAGCACUCGAGUUUGUCAGAGCGUCGCUGACCAAGGUGGACGACACCGAGUUUAUCUGUCCUGAUGGUUCGUAUGCGUUUCAGGAGGACAGCCCAUUGGCUAUUGCUGGAGUCAUUGGAGGUUCCUACAGCAGCGUCUCCAUACAGGUUGCAAACUUGUUGCGCCUGUUCCAGAUUCCUCAGAUAAGCUACGCAUCUACGAGUGCCAAGUUGAGUGACAAAUCACGCUACGACUAUUUUGCUCGCACUGUCCCUCCGGAUUUCUACCAAGCAAAGGCCAUGGCUGAGAUCCUACGUGCCUUCAAUUGGACAUAUGUCUCUACAGUGGCAUCCGAGGGUGAUUACGGUGAGACAGGUAUCGAGGCCUUCGAGCAGGAGGCACGUUUGCGCAACAUAUGCAUUGCUACGUCAGAAAAGGUGGGUCGCUCCAAUGCAAAGCGCUCCUCAUAUGAAGCAGUGGUGCGCCAGCUUCUACAGAAGCCCAACGCCCGUGUGGUCGUGCUGUUCCUGCGCAGUGAUGAUGCCCGAGAGCUGCUGGGUGCUGCCACCCGCCUCAAUGCCUCCUUUCUCUGGGUGGCCAGCGAUGGCUGGGGGGCGCAGGAGAGCAUCAUCAAAGGAAAUGAGUUCACAGCAGAUGGCGCGAUCACAUUAGAGCUCGCAGCACAUCCUAUACUCGAGUUCAACCGCUACUUCCAAAGCCUCAAUCCUCUUAACAAUCACCGGAACCCGUGGUACAAAGACUUCUGGGAACAGAAGUUCCAAUGCUCUUUGAGCACAACCUCACAGGCAGGGACAGGAACUGUGAAACCACCCUGUGACCCAAAGCUGGCGGUGGAUGAUUCGAACUUUGAGCCUGAGUCGAAGAUCAUGUUUGUGGUAAACGCAGUGUACGCUAUGGCACACGCAUUACACCGUAUGCAGAGGACGCUGUGCGCUAACACCACACGCCUGUGUGAUGCCAUGCGUAGUCUCGAUGGCAAGAGGCUCUACCGGGACUUCCUGCUUCACGUCAACUUCAGAGCUCCAUUCUCCCCUCCUGGCUCAGAAAACAUGGUAAAGUUUGAUCAAUAUGGAGAUGGCAUGGGCCGAUACAACAUCUUCAACUACCAGAGAAUGCCAGGUAACGACCGGUUUGGCUACAUCCAUGUUGGCGAAUGGGCAGAAACGCUCUCUCUUAAUGAGUACCUGAUUGGCUGGCCACGUGGAACAGGUGUACCCACCUCACAAUGCAGUGACCCAUGUGCUCCAAAUGAGAUGAAGAAGAUGCAAGCAGGGGAGUACUGCUGCUGGAUCUGCACCCCUUGCGAGCCCUAUGAAUAUCUGCCAGAUGAAUUCACUUGCGCACCCUGUGCUUUGGGCCAGUGGCCUCGGGCAGACCUGAGUGGUUGCUAUGACUUGCCUGAGGACUACAUCAUGUGGGAGGAUGCCUGGGCUAUUGGUCCUGUCUCUAUUGCUUGCGUGGGCUUUAUUUGUACUUCACUAGUCUUUGCCGUUUUUAUCCGCCAUAAUGAAACACCACUGGUCAAGGCCUCUGGCCGGGAGCUGUGCUACAUCCUGCUUCUUGGAGUCCUCAUGUCCUACUCCAUGACUUUUGUCUUUAUUGCCAAGCCCUCACCGGCAGUGUGUGCAUUGCGGCGUCUUGGCCUUGGAACCUCAUUCGCAGUCUGCUACUCAGCGUUGCUGACGAAGACCAACCGCAUCGCCCGCAUCUUCAGUGGUGUGAAAGAUGGUGGUGUACAGCGACCACGCUUUAUCAGCCCUAGCUCACAGGUCUUCAUCUGCCUGGCACUCAUCUCUGUCCAGCUUCUGCUUGUGUCCAUGUGGCUGCUGCUGGAGGUGCCUGGCACUCGGCGCUUCACACUGCCUGAGAAGCGCCAGACGGUCAUUCUCAAAUGCAAUGUACGGGAUUCCAGCAUGCUGUUGUCACUCAGCUACGAUGUUGUUCUGGUGGUGCUCUGCACUGUCUACGCCUUCAAGACCCGCAAGUGCCCUGAGAACUUCAACGAGGCCAAGUUCAUCGGCUUCACCAUGUAUACCACUUGCAUCAUCUGGCUUGCCUUCCUGCCCAUCUUCUAUGUCACAUCUAGUGACUACAGGGUUCAGACCACCACAAUGUGUAUAUCGGUGAGUCUCAGUGGUUUUGUGGUACUGGGCUGCAUGUUUGCUCCUAAAGUCCACAUCAUCAUGUUCCAACCCCAGAAAAACGUAACCAGUCACCGGCUCAACCUGAACCGCUUCAGCGUCAGUGGUCCACCUGCUACCUACGCGUCACACGCAUCUGUGAGUGGCCACUGUGUUCCGACGGUGUGUAACGGCAGAGAGAUCGUCGACUCCACCACUUCCUCUCUGUGACCCCUCGUCAACGUUUUGCUCUUUAGCGACUGUUAGCCAAUCAGCACACAUUGUGCUCCAUCCAAGAACUCCUCCUGUCCACAGUGUGUAGAAAGUGUGUAUUAUUAUUACUAUUAUUAUUAUUAAAUUAUUUUCUAGGGCUUGUACAUAUUAACUGAAAUUGUUGUAGAGAAACAGAGGAGCAAAAAAAACUAUAAAACAUUUCUAGGGUGAUUUUGGAGACCUUUUGUUUUUUUGAUAGCUUUAUUAUGUUUGUUGUAAAAACUAUGAUAAAAUGUUUCACCAUUGGACUAUAAUGAAUUUAUUACUGAAGGGAAAGUGUUGAGUGGCUAUGCCUGCAAUACUGGACAAACCUGGUCAUUUUCUUUUGUAGGCCUCAUUGUAACAAUCUAUUCUGUAUGUAUUUCUAUGUUGUAUAUUUUGUAAAUAGUCUUACUGACAGUUUUAACCACACAAGGUGAUAGUAUUAUAGGAGUGAAGUUGAUGUCGGGAGUGUAACGAGUGGCUGACCAGAGGAGGGAAGUCUCACAGUCCUUUUAGUAAGCUUUCAUAUCGUCCGCUAGUGCUUUUCAUAAACUGCUUCUCACAGAGCAUGCACAAAGUGCUUCUGAUUGUUAAACCUUUACAAAUGUGGUAUUUCUGCAAUGCAUAAAGUGCUUGGUGAGACAGGAGGGAGUGUAAAUGGUGAUCCAGUGUUAAUGGCUCUUUGUGCCUUAUCAUGUGUGUAGUAGUUUGAUAUGAAAGCUUCCUCUAGACCUUUAGGGGUUGCUGAGCCACUUUUUUUACAUGUGUAUUAUUUUUUACAUCUGAGUGUUUUAUACAUUUCUACAUUUUGAAGGAGGGGGGUACAUUUUAUGUGACAGGUUGAAAUGUGCAGUCAUAUCACUGGGCUUGGGUCUGUGUUUAAUCUUGCUUUGGCAUGCAAUCAUCUCAUAUGACAGUUUACUCAAGUGUUAAAGACAAAGUACAUUUUAAGUUUUACAAUUUUAGAAAUGGAAUGUAAUAACUUGGGGCAAAUGCAACACUGAUGUAGAAAUGGCGCGUUCAUGAUUUACUGCUGUGACAUUAAGCACAAACAAUGUAAUGGUAUGGAACGUUAAAGUAAAAGAAUCUAUUUGGACCCAGGUACAUAUAACUAUUUGCACCCUUAAAUGACAAAAAAAGGGUGCAUACCUAACAGAUUGGGAUGUAACUGAAUCAAACCGAGACUACAGGUAUGCAUUGGAGACCACAUUCAUUCAUUCAUUCAUUAAUCCUCAGUAACUGCCUGCUUAAGGUAGCUGUGGUUUAAAUUAGGCUACUAAUUUGUGAACAUCACCUCUUCAGUAGCAGCUGUAAUUAACACCUAAAAAAGCUAGCUAACAUUAGUCUUAUUAUUGAGUAAACCUGAGGCCAAGUGUUAGCCCUUAAACUCCCAGACUGGUGGCAAUAUGGAGACCCAACUAGUACACAGAAACUGGCCAAAAAGAUCGGUGCAAAUAGUAUACAUUUUAUUUUCACCUGGCUACAAAUAGCUUCUGGUUAAAAUAAAUACAGUUAUAUAGUAAUACAGUAGUUAUGGGGGAAAAGGUCAUUUGCCAGAUCAACAACAUGGACUUUGUCUUCCAGUAAGAUAAUACAUGCACACAAAUAUACUUUUCAGAGAAUACUCAGCAAGUUUCAUCCUAGCUGCGUUUAUUAUAGAACAACAUGCAGGAAUGAAUCCAUAUGAAUCCAGGAAUGUUGUCCAUUUUACUGUAAAUCUGUAUUGUAAAAUAUUCUCUAAAUCCCAGUGUGAACUGGUAAGUGUCGACAACGCAAGAGAGACAUGUAAAGCACAAAUAGAAUGUUGGUGCUUGAAAUGAAAGUACAGCAGACUAUGUGUGUAUGCAGAAGGAAAAAAGUGUAGGAUUAUGGACAGCGUUUUUUUUUUUUUUUUCCCUCAGUGCUCCACCAGCCUCAGCAGUCUGAGGCCUAUCUGCAAUGAGGUUUGCACCUUUCACUCCCAAAAUCUGCAACUCCCUGAUUCUUCCUGCAUGUCACGUUGCUAGCAGAGUUGACAAAAAUAUUCUACAUAAAAAUGAGCAGACAUUUUUAUUUAUGGCUGAAGUCAAAGGUUUAUCACAAGUAAUGCUCUUCUGAUUGUGACUUGGAUUUGGAUCUGUUAUGAUGAACAUUUACGUGUGGAUCCAGUGUGCCAGGUGUGGAUUUGAUACAACACUCUUGCAGAGGGGCGUUUGUCUUCCUCUGUCUAUCUGUAUGCUCCCAGUUUAUAUACAGUGUAACGUAUUGUUAAGGAAUCCUGUGUUGAAUUUUUGAACUCUGGUCAAACACAAAGCAAUAGAACAGUACCCAUGGUGCAGUGUGUGCAAUAACAAGGAUAUGAUGAUAUAAUAAAUAAUA